GCUGUCGCUGUUUGGGUUUCUUCAGCGUUUGUGUGGUUAAAUCUCCCAGACUCGUGUUUCUGCUUUCUAUCAUGCUUUAUUCUCGACACUGACUGCUCUCCGGGUGUGUUCAGAUGUGUUUGCUAUGGAGUCUCCAGCGCUGGAUGAUGAUAUCUGUAUCCUGAAGCAUGAGACGGCGUACGUCUCGCCCGAGAGCCCCGUGUCCGCGUGCGCCGGAGACGAGUCGGUGGCGUCUCACUUCGCUCUGGUCACCGCCUACGAGGACAUCAAGAAGAGACUCCGAGACACGGAGAAGGAGAACGGCCUGCUGCGCCGGAGAGUCAAGCAGCUGGAGGACAAGGUCUUACUCUCAAGCUUUCAUUUCCGUCCUGAAGCGCCUCCGUCUGAAGGACCGCAGUACAUGAACAAAGCCUUCAGCGCGUACCGCGGCAUCUACAUCGAGAAGGAGGACUUACAGAUGGAGCUCAAUAAAGUGAAAAAGGAGAAGCUGGAUUUAGAGAGGCUUCUGAAGGAGCAGCUGCAGGCCAAAGAACUGGAGCUGCUGCAGCUCAGAUCAGAGAUGGACACGAGCCAAGUGAUGAAGAGUCUGACUGAUACGGCAGAUUACUGGCAGGUGGACAAACGCAGCAGUGAAAUAAAGAUCCACUCGCUUCAGGAGCAGCUGGACCGCUUACAGAUAGAGAAUGAUGCGCUGCACAAGCUCUGCAGGGCCGGACAGGAUGUCUCUGAAAACUGUGUAGUUGAUGAUCAGUCUCUUGAAGCUCUGACAGACUUCAGGACGAUGGCCAUCGUUCAGUCGUAUCGGGACGUCCUCAGUGAAGUGUCCCGUUUGCAGUCAGUCGUUCAGUCGCAGUCAGAGCUGGUGAAGAAGAUGAGAGAGAGACCAGCGCCGCCUGUCUUCAGAAGAGCUGCUUCAACUGUUCCAGUGCAGUGCCUGGACGACGUGCAGAAGAGCAGCGUCCCUCGUCCCCCCAGCGCGCCUCCGCUGCCCUCGACUCCAGACGGCCUGCAGGAGAACUGCCUGAAGGACCCUUGGACCGUCCCUCGUCCGGCUCCGCUGGGUAGCCCCGGCGUGCGGCUCAAUCCCACUCUGCGCAUGAGCUCGCUGGACGACAGCUCCUGGUCCUUCCCCAGCCCUCCCCGUCCAAGCGACGCCCUGUUCUGGGACCAAACCAAGCCCAAGAGCCCCGCCGGCGACUGGGCCCAACCGCACUGAGUCACGCUCCCGCCACACCACACCUUACCUGCCUUAACACACACGUCCCUCUCUGGAUGAUCCCGGAUGAGCAAAUACCUCGAGCAGACUGGGACGGAGAAACCCACGCGGGACACCAAACACCCGAGAGCCGGACGCUGGAAUGGACGCGUUCCUGACGUAUAUUUGUGAUUCAUUAUAUCCUAUAGGCUUGUGUUCAUCUCGAGUCGAUUCUAUUAACCGUGACGGAUCCUGUCUCGUAUUAUGAACGUGUAAGGGGAAUGUUUUAGUAGUUCACGCACUCCUCGAAGGAUUUUUCUUUAGGAACACAUCUGUCGUGUCUUUAUACCCAUAUACAGCUGUUCAAACCCCAAAUCAGGGGAAACAAAGUUUUAGUGUUUAGAUUUAGUCAAUAAAUGAGCUGAUCUGUGGGCAGCGGGUGUGUUUGUGCAAGUUAUUUUGCUUUAAACGGGGUCUCGCAGUCAACCUGAAAAUUUGCAAAUUAAAAAGUCUUUCUAUAGUAAAUGAUCGACUUUUUUUAGGGGCAGAGAACUUACUGUAUCCGUUAGUUUUCUUCCUCUGCUCUUGAGUCUAUGGCAGCCCACAGAACCGCUUGCGAGAAAGUGAUGAAAUUUGGCACACAGAUAGAGGACAGUCUCAACAUUAACCAUAGCAAAUUUGGAGUCUCUA
Messenger RNA from Sinocyclocheilus rhinocerous, 1885 nucleotides. Its product is annotated as 5-azacytidine-induced protein 2-like. Lineage: Eukaryota; Metazoa; Chordata; Actinopteri; Cypriniformes; Cyprinidae. Gene Ontology annotation, cellular component: cytoplasm. The transcript has 9 exons. Bases 125 to 1216 code for a protein of 363 amino acids. The record is from RefSeq and is a predicted model, not a curated record.